Messenger RNA from Pieris rapae (cabbage white), 3095 nucleotides. RefSeq names its product autophagy-related protein 101 (gene Atg101). The record is from RefSeq and is a predicted model, not a curated record. Gene Ontology annotation, biological process: autophagosome assembly; autophagy; protein phosphorylation. Lineage: Eukaryota; Metazoa; Arthropoda; Insecta; Lepidoptera; Pieridae. Gene Ontology annotation, cellular component: phagophore assembly site. The transcript has 2 exons. Gene Ontology annotation, molecular function: protein serine/threonine kinase activity; ATP binding. The coding region runs from base 257 to 916 and encodes 219 amino acids.
AAUAUAUCGCGAUCUGAAGCCAGAGAAUAUUCUACUCGAUUCGGACUAUCACAUACGGUUGAUUGAUUUCGGCCUUUCCAAGUGGCUGUGUAUUGGGUCCAGGACUACGACGCUCUGUGGGACUCUUAAAUAUAUGGUGUGGGAUUUGACACGUUAUACCAAAAUGGCGUACACGGCUUUCGCACCUCGCACUUUAUCACAAACCGUUUAGUUCGUACGCGAUUCUUAACCAUGACAUGCCAGUGACGCCGUCACGAUGAACGCGCGCGAUUUCAACUUCGAAAUCGCCAUGGACGGUAGCCAAGUAGACGAGGUGGUUGCCAGUAUCUUUCAUACAGUGCUAUUCCAUCGAUCGAGCGGCAAAUUCACCUACAACAACGAGGAGAGUUACUCCAUACGAACCGUUAAUUACGUAGACGUUGACUGCGAUUUCAUUGACUUCACGUACGUCUGUUGCGCGUCUGAAUCGCUCGCUCGGAAGCUCAAAAGGGAGAUAUCGGCCUUUUCGAAACUCCUGCGCACGAUUGACGGCAAACCGUCCCCCGCUAAGGGCGAAAUAAGUCUCGAGUUCUUCCAAAAACACCGGACCAGAUGGUUCCUACCGACGUACGUGCCCGUUCCUUGGGAAAUAUGGCGCGUGAGUUGUGAAUUGACCGAAUCGGGCCAGGAUAUGCAUAGACACGAGAGCGUAGUGGAAAUGCUUCAGGACCAAAUAGUGUUUAUCACAGAGAUAAUAAACCGACACGAGUACGUACCCAAGAUGCCUAACCGGUCGGACGCGGAUCUCAUAUUCGACACCUCGUACCCGGAUAUUCAACCUUAUCUCUUCGCGAUAAAGUAUAAGCUACCGGAAACAGAGUCGAGUACGGUCAGCAACACAGUUCGUAAACUCAUCAGGGACACCCUGUAUUUGUGAUUAUACGCUUGGUGAUUUUGUAUAUUGACAAUAAUUUUGUUUCGUAGUUUGACUUGAAAUGGCUAAUUAUUUGUCAUCGAUUAAAUUUGUAAUUGUGAUAUAUUUUAAUGAUUUAGAUAAUCGAAUUUCGGCUAUAAGUGUGAGUCGAGAAAUUUAUUUAAUGUACUUAGUUAAUAGACAUUGAAAUAGUUAUAUUUUUAUUUCUUUAUCCGCCCCUAAGUUAAUAGUGAAUUAGUUAAACAAUAGUCAUUGAAAGCUGGUUGUUGUGUCCAUUUUACGUUUAUUUGAUCCUAACAUUUUAGGGUUAUCAAAUAUUUUUAAGUUAUAUCGGCACGUAUUUUGGGUAGGUUUUUUUGCGUCUUUAAGUAGUAAACAUCGCGAUUAAUACGCGACUACUGAGGCCUAUACGAACGUUUGGUUGUGAUAAAUUGAUUAUGUGGAUGAUGUUCAUACAAUUUGUAUGAACGUUUAGCUCAGGUUUAGCUCCAAAUUCGGCCAGGGACGCUACUCAAAAUGUUCUAUUUCUAUAUAACCUAUCUUUAUUAUCUAUGAAUUGCAUCUAUUACAAUUAGAUGGACUGUAUUUAACUGAGUCUUAUAAACCAUAACAUUUUUUUCUAAACAAAAAAUAGACCAUAGACAAAAAAAACUUACGUAUACUCCAAAAAGUGUUUCGUCCGUACUAAGGCGUAUUCUUACCAAGCUACGUGCUGAACUGUAAAAGUAGAAAUAAAAAAAACAAAUGAUAUUUUAUAAGUUUUAUCCGUUGACAUAAAUAAAGAUUUUCAAACCAUUCAGACAUUAAAAUAUUGUAAGCAGUUUUUGACCAUUUUUUUUGACGAUUACGUGGAUCAAUAAUAAAUCUUUCGGUUUCGGCAAUAAUUCUAUAAAAAAAACUUAACAAAAUCCCGAAAAAAGUUGCGGCAAAUUCUCCAUAACUAAUGACUAACAAAAUUAGGUUAUAAUAAGCCUCGAAGAACCACCGAUUUCUAGGUGGAGAUUUAACCGCAAUUUUUAGCUGACCCUAGUAGGUGAAAUAGAAUUAAUGCAGCUACAUAUAAAAUAUAGUGUAUAUAGAAGUGUAAAUAUAUUUUUCUCAUUCAAAUUAAUGGUUUAAUAUGAGAGCUUUAUAAUGCUUAUAUGUAUAUUGUAGACUUUUCUCGGUAGGCUAUUUUAAAGUGUGAUAAUUUUAAUAUAAGAUGGUGCAUGGAUAGAAAGUGUAGGAGAAAAGAGAAAAUAUAAAAAAAAUCGUGUGUUCUACAGUGAAACUUUAUUAGAUUUAUUACUAAUUUUAAAUGUAUAAAUAGUUAUUUUCUUAUGUAACGCCAUGGGUUGGCCCGUAUUUCAAACGUCAAUGUCAAUGUCAAAUGACUGUGAAAUUCCGAUUAUUUUUUAAAAAUUAUUUUUAAAAAUUGCCUUCAUUCGGAUACUAGAUAUAUUAGAUAGUAUUUAGUUACAUUAAGUCCAAAAUAAAUACACGACGUCUUUCUCAUAUUCGCUAGUCUUCUCCACUCUCUUUUAUUUCAAAAUUAAUCGAUUAACAAAAUGGCGGGUGUCUAUUGGGUUAGGAUGGUUCUACUAAUUGUUCAGUUUGUCUAAUUAUGGAAAACGAAUACGUACGUGAAACGAAACGUUUUGCACGACUGUGAUUGGUUUAGAGCCACACUCGAUCAAUGAUUUGUCUUUUUAAGUUAAUUAAUAAUAAAUAUAUUUACGUUUGAAUUACAGGCUGUACCUUUUUUAAUAUAGAAAGUACAUAUAUUUAAUUUAACUAAUUAUCCGCCCUUGAGCUAUAUGCUAUUAUUUUCAUCUUUAAAUUUAUGAGUUCUAAUGGCGUCAACUAAGUGCUAAAAUUGCGCUUAUGGUAGUUUAAGUUAACGAACUUAUAGUAGAACUACAUUAAAAACGAAGAUGAGAUUUGUUUAUAAUUUUCUAUAGUAUUGUUCUAUUGCAAAACUUUCGAAUUGUUAACACUUAACUUAAAAAAAAGUUUUAAAGUAUCUGUAAAUACACAUGUUUAAUGAUUUUUUUAUUGAAACUUCAAAUUUAUCAAUGAAAAAAAAAGAUCAUUGUAGGAUUCGAUAUAUCUUCGUCUUAAAAAAAUUGGCAUUUUAUUGUCGCCAUUUUGAUUAAGGAUUCAGUUGACUUACCUUGACAAAAAGUCUUUUAUGCCUUCAAUU